CGGGACGGCGCGGAGAGGACCGGAAGCGCGGCCGGGCGCCGUUACCGUGACAGCGGGGCCCGGAGCCGCCAUGGAGGCCGCGGCCGCGCUCACCGACAUGUACGACCAGGCGCUGCUGGGGAUCCUGCAGCACGUCGGGAACGUGGAGGAAUUCCUGCGUGUCCUCUUCGGCUUCCUCUACCGCAAGACCGACUUCUACCGCCUCCUCCUGCGGCCCGGGGAGCGCCUGGGCUUCCCGCCCGGCGCGGCUCAGGCCAUGGCCCUCCAGGCAUUCAAAGUCUUUGAGCGCAUGGCCCGUCAGGAUGACGAGAAGAGGCGCCAAGAGCUAGAGGCAAAGCUAAGGAAGAAGGAGGAGGAGGAGGAGGCUGCCGCAGCUGCUGAGAGGGUGAAACUGGCCCCUGCAGCUCAGGAGGUUGAGGUAGAGACGACAGAAGAGCACGUCCCAGUGCCGGAUGCUGGAGGAGCUACGGGGACGCAGGAUUUGCCCGUAGCCCAGGAUGCAGCGCCCAGUCCUGUGCCAGUGGAGCCCCCAGGGGCUGCUGCCCCAGCAGAGCCCCAGCGAGCAGAACUGCCCACGAGACAGGAGCAGUUCCAGACAAACCCCGACAGCUACAACGGAGCUGUGCGAGAAAAUUACGCCUGGUCCCAAGACUACAGUGACCUGGAGAUUAAAGUGCCUGUGCCUAAGCACAUCGUAAAAGGCAAACAGGUGUCUGUGGAUAUCAGCAGUGGCGCAAUUCGCGUAGCGGUGCUGGAGGGGAACAGCCAGCACGUCCUCAUGGAAGGGAAACUCACCCACAAGAUCAACACAGAGAGUUCCCUCUGGAGCCUGGAGCCCGGGAAGUGCGUUUUGAUCAACCUGAACAAGGGAGACGAGUACUGGUGGAACGCCAUCCUGGAGGGCGAGGAGCAGAUCGACAUCGACAAGAUCAACAAGGAGCGCUCCAUGGCCACGGUGGAUGAGGAGGAGCAUGCCGUGCUGGACCGCCUCACCUUCGACUACCACCAGAAGCUGCAGGGCAAGCCCCAGAGCCACGAGCUGAAGGUGCACGAGAUGCUGAAGAAGGGCUGGGACACCGAGGGCUCCCCCUUCCGCGGCCAGAAGUUCGACCCUUCCAUGUUCAACAUCUCCCCCGGCGCCGUGCAGUUUUGACGGCGGCGCAAAGCAGCCAAGAAACGAAGUGGGGAGAGGAGAAACCCGUGCGGCCGCCCGCCCGGGACCCUCGCACCCAACGCUGGUGACCGUAACCCCCUCACCCGCUGCCAGUGCCCUUCCACUGCCUUUGCCACCCAGCACCAGCGCUGGGCUUGGCGGUUUGAUCUGCAUGCGAGGAAACCUGGUGAAUGCAGAUUUACGUCCCAUCACCAAGGCAACCCGAGCGGCUGGGACCCUUCUCCUCUCCUCGCCUCACGCUGGCGACGGCUCUGUUGUUUUUCCGGAAUAGACAGAGCUCAUUGGGUGACAUAAUUAUUAUUUCUGGCGGCUGAGGAUGCUUCUUGUCGGGUUCUGGGGGUGCAGAUCCCUCCCCGCCCCAGCACAGGGCAGCUUUGCCCCUCACCGCGGCUCUGGGUGCGGGCUGGUGGGAGGGCACACGGGGGGGAGAGCCUGCCCCCACCCGUGCCCUGCCUGCCUGCCACCCUGCUCCGAGGUCUCCAGUGCCACGGAGCUGGGGGGGGGGGGGGGGGUCCUCCCAGGGUCACCCCCCUUCAGCCCUUGGCCAGAGGGGGCACCCCCCCCUUGGCGGUGGGCAGAGACCCCAGCCAGCCCCCUGGAGUUUGCUUCCUCCCUUCCUCGGGGGGUCGGUGGGGAGCAGCGGAGCUGUCUCCCCCACCACCACACAGAGGCGGGGGGGGGGGGGCGGUCCUGCAGGGGCCAGCCCUCAUGGCUGCCAGCCCCCCCCCCCCCAUAUCACUGGGCAGUAGUCCCAGAAAUGUCUGGGCUUCCCUGGCAUGGCACUUUGGGGUCUGGGGGGGGGGGUGGGGGGGGGGGGAUGUGAGAGCCCUCGGGUCCCCCCCCAGGCCCAGCUUGGCUCUUGCAUCUUCCCCCCAGCCUGGGGUGUGUGGGCUGGGGGUCCCCGGCCAUCACCUUCCCACUCCCUCCCCCCCCCCCCCCCCCCACCUGCUUCCCCCCUGGUUUGCAAUAAACACGUUUCUCGAGCA
Molecule: messenger RNA, 2160 nt
Organism: Tyto alba (common barn owl)
Lineage: Eukaryota; Metazoa; Chordata; Aves; Strigiformes; Tytonidae
Gene: NUDCD3
Product: NudC domain containing 3
Exons: 6
Coding region: 71-1153 (360 amino acids)
Biological process (GO): protein folding
Cellular component (GO): cytoplasm
Source: RefSeq, a predicted model, not a curated record